AGCCGGGUACGGAGGGCGGCCAGGUGACUAAGACCGAACCUGCUGAAGUGACGAAGGAGCCUCGGGCGGGUGUGCCAAAUCCAACGCCCACAUGAUAAUGAUGAAACGGGCAGGUAGCUGCUGGUUCGUCUGUGCCCGGGGAAGGCAGACGUCUCGGAUGGAUGUAUGGUCAUUACGAGGUUCAGAAGCAGAUAAAGUCUGCUGUUGCCACUGCAGGGGUCGCUGAAAUUAUGAGAUAACAGAGUGUGCAGUAAUGAAUACGUUUGACAUGUGAUGGAUGAUAAAGUACAAGACAAAAGCACGGAUCUUUCCAGAUUCCAGCUUUUAGUGGAGCGAAAUCUGUGCAGAUUGUAUUACUUCCAGCUUAAAAAGAAAUCUCUCUUCUCAUGGAUAACUCUUCCAGUUCUAGCAGAAACAGUGGUAGGAAGAGCAGGGUUGGGCAUAUGCCCUCUUCUGUAUUACACUGGAAGAAAUCAGACAAGGAGAAGAUGGUUCUUGCUCCUCCUUCCAGUCAACUGUCCUGGUCUUCAGAAAACUCUGCCAGCAUAGAAACAAAACGUAUACAUACCAUGUCUGCAAAAGAAAUGGGGAAGACUGUCCUUUCUGGAUUUCCUGAGCCAUCAAAAUCUUCUAAGGACACUUUGUUAGGACCUGCUACCUAUUCAGGACAGAAUACCAGCAGGUUACAGUCUAGUAGCAUACAUGUUAGAAGGCCCAUCGCAAGAUUGCAGAAACCUAUGGUUUCAUCAGUAUCUGCCAAGGCUAGUUCAAAGCAGAGUUUGUCAUCAUCAUCAGACAGUGUGGAGUCUUUACGUUUUGAGAACAUUGCUAGGUCUCAAAGUUUUUCACAUUCCAAACAGAAUUUGUUGCUGCCUUUUAAACCUUUGACCAGAUCACAUUCCUUUAACAAGACAGCAGACCUUACAGUUCCUUGUCGAAAUAAGCCAUUUAUUUGUAGAAAGAAAAAUAAUACAGAUCCAUUGCUGAGGAAUUCAGGUUCCACUGACGUAUGUGGUGAUGAACUCAAGUGUAAAAAUCCUGUUAACAGACCAAUUUCAAAUGCCCCAUUGUUAAACACAAGAACAUCAUUUAUACCCAUUAGCAAUUCUACAUGUUCCUCUUUUAUACAUAGGGGACAUAGUCCAUGUUCAAGAGGUGGUGUACGAGUUUUUAAACGAAAACAUGGAAAUGGAAAUAAGAAUUCUGUUAAAGAUUUGUCUUUAGUUAUGAAUGACAGUUGUAAAGAAAAAGGAACAGAGUGGUUUGUACUCGGACCAGGAGUAACAUCCAUAGAAAAAGAACAGCACGACAUAAUUCCUGAUGUAAUAAAUUUAAAUGGCGAGGUAGACGAAAUAUCUAUUUCCUCAUUAUCAUCUUGUGAUAAAAAUGACCAAAGUGAGGAGUGUGAUGUCGCAGACAUGGACGACCAAGAAAGGAGGAGCUCAGCCAGGCAGUCGGAAGUUUACAUUGCGAAAGACAAAAGCAGCCUUAUGAAUACAUCAGCAGUAUUAGAGCUUUCAGUCACUGAUCUGGCUGAAGAGUCUCAUCUUGAUGUGCUGCAAAGAGAACUGGGAGACUUGCAUUUCAGUUCUGGGAGCGAUCUGUGUUCUGCCAAGCUGGAAUUUCCUGCGGCUUGUUCUAUUGAGCUUUCUCCAUCGGAUAGCUCUGAUGGAACCUAUAUGUGGGACGAAGAAGGCAUGGAACAUGUUGUAGACACUCAUCCUUGUUGCAGUUAUGAUUCUUCAGAUAUGAAUAGUCAGGAUAUUCUGAAUAAUCUUGACUCGUUUGAUCUGGAGGAUGAUGACCUAAUGCUUGAUGUGGAUCUUCCUGAAGAUGCUCCAAUUGAGAAAGCAGAGUAUGAAAACAUGGCCAGUCAAGAAGGACAAGGAAAAUGUGCUCAACCACAGCCUCAGCGUCAUGGACUUUGGAGGCGGAGGGCCCAGAACUGGGGUGGGCAAGCUCAGUAUGUGGGUAACAGUGCACAGUACCGCAGCAGUAGCAACCAUGACCUCAGCAGAGCAUUCUCUUACCCUGCCUCAUCCUGUAGUCACUUUGAAGGAUAUAGCACUUAUCGGCCUCCAAGAGUUUCGUUGUCACUCAGUCUGAAGGAGGACACUGUCACUUUGGAUGAGCUGACCCUGUGUCAUAUGAUUCAGGAGUGUACGUCUGUCAAAACCCAAUUACUCAGGCUAAAACGGCUGCUUCAGAAGAAUGAAGAAGAUACAUCAUUACAAGACCUCUCCACAUUAUUCUCACCAACUCUGGAACUGCAGAAGGACGCUGAUCAUUCUCUAAACAUUGGAGAACUUCUGAGUGAGAAUGUACAACUUAAGGAAGACGUGAAAAAUAAGGAUGCCAAAAUUCAGCAUCUCCAGCUGCAGCUGGCUACCAGGUGUAAUUGCCUGAAGGAAAACAACUGCAGAGUCACAACCAAAACUAACACCGACAAGUUCACACAGACACCAUGGAAGGGCAUUGACCCUCCAAUACUACAGCCUUCCAGUCACAUUCUCAGCACCAGAGACGGCAUCCAGGAAAAAUUAGCAAAAACAAUCUACACAGAGGCCCCCAGUAAGAGUAUAUUACAUGUGUUAAAUGACAGAACCAUCCAAAGCAGCCCACAUGCUUUAUGUGUCCCCACACCUGUAUUAACCCCAGUUAUUGCUGGUAGUCACAGACUUCUGUCAAGAGUUCAGGUAAAGCCGAAAGACUUUGCUCCUUCAUCUACUGCAAGCAUCUCAUUCAAUAAAAAAGAUGCACCAAAUUCACCAAAACAACAUGAUCUAGGCAUUAGUUCUGUUUGUGAUCCUCAAAAACCUAUAACUGAAGACAAAAAAACAGAAAGCUCAACAAAACUGCAUUUAAAAAGGCAAGUUUUACAUUCAGGAAAACUACAGUUGGUAAAACCUAAAACAUCCACAACAAGGGCCAUUUCAGCAGAGGUACAGAAAGGACCAUCUUCUCAAAAUGGAAAGCAAUCACAUGUGGCUGCAAAGGAAGUGUGCCAGCAAUCAAACCAAGGCAAGAGAACUGCUAGCCGUAAGAUACCAGUGCUGUCAACUUCAAAGACUAAACACAUAGCCAUGCCUAAAACAUCCAUGCAGUUUCCACUGGAUGUACAGCUGAGUACAAGUGGAAACUCCCAAACACAAGUUUCAGCACCUUGUAGCAUUCAGCAGAUUUCAUUACGGAAAGAAAAUACCAAAAAUCAGGAGCAGGACCUUAACUUUCUCCAUCAAAAAGGUGGUGGUGUUCUGCGACACUCUUAUCUCCCUAAACCAAAAGCUAGUUAAUAAUGGAUGCUACUUCAGGUGGUUUAUAUUUUACAUGUGCCUCACACACUAUACAUAUUUUUUUUACAAGUAUCUUCUUUCCUUGUCACUACACUGUUAUGAUGCUGAUACAUGCUUUUGUGUCAGCUCACCUGCACAUCAUUUGUAGUGAGGAAUGAAGCUUCUAAGGGACAUUCUAUCCCUGCUACACUGUGAAGGUGAUUCUGUCCCUGAUCUACCCACAUAGCUCUGGAGUUUGUCAAGAGUUUACGUGUAAGAAAAAAAAUCAUACUUGGCUGUUCCUUAAUUGACAACACAUUAAAGAAUCUGAAUUUGUGGGCCAUAUCCACAUGACUGACAUCAAAGCAACUGGAGUGCCUUCUGACCCCUCAUCCUUUAAAAAGCAACUUCCUCCAAAUGUAGUUCAUUAGACUUGGCCUGCAGUAACUGCUGUUCAGGUUCAUAACCAGACCUGGCUUGCUGUAACCGAUGGUCAUGCAUGUAGCUUAAUGCACUUCUUACAAUUCUUAUGCCUUAGUCAUGCACAUGUAUAGUAAAUCUUUGAGUACUGUUUUAACUUGUAUGCUGUUUAAAACCACUGGCUGCUAAAUAACUACAUUCAUAACUUGAAGAUUGUAUUGAAAUUUGUUUUACUGAUUGGAGUGCUUCCUACAGCUCAAGGACCUGUGCAAAUCUAAUCACUGUAUUUAUUAGAAAGAAAGAUUCUUAUGUCCAUUUAGAUGUACACUGAAACACAAAAUUCUGAUUAGGGUUUAGUAAAACAGUAUGUUGUAAGUGUUCUUGUUUGAUUGUACUUUGGUUUUGCUUUCACCAUUUUAGCACUGCCCUUCCUUGUUUAUCCUGAUUAACUUGCUGAUGUUCUCACUAAGACAUGCACUUUUUCUGUAUAAUUUUACUGGUCAGUACAUGGUAAAGCAUGCUCACUUGUCAUCUUCUAGUACUGAUUACACAAGAUUCUUAGAAAUGCUUUGCACCUGGUUAAACUAUUUUUGUUGCCAUUUAUAACCACAUGAGAUGCCCUACUGACAUUUAAGCCCUCCUUAAUUUGCACUGUACUGGUUUAACUGACAAAGGAGAACUGUUGUAGCACAUGCCAGUUGUGUGAUGUUUGCACUGCUAUGGAGUCAAUCUGGAAAGAAGUUUCUCAACAUAGUGGAAAACUGCAUCUGUAUAUAGUACAUGCAAACACACAAGCAUGAGUACACAGAUGCACACAAACACACGCACACACACACACACACACACACACACACACACACACUCCUACCUUUUAUUUUAUUUUAGUUUAGUAAAAAUCUAAAUUUUUAUAUCGAACUGACCUUGAAGGAGGGAGGGAGAUGCACCUAUUCCUUGAGUUACUUUGCGUUUUGGAGUUAGCUGUUUAUUUAAAGUAACUUUUGUUUUUAACUUGAUUUACGUAAUGCAGAUUUACAAAGAAUAGAGUGGAUAAUGCUUAAUAGAAUGCCUGUUAUUCCUUGCUGGUGGUGGAGUCGGGCAAACAUAUAAACUUAAACAUGACUGACUUGACUGACCUGCUCUUGUCAGAUGUAUACAGGUAGCUGAUGCCUACUUCAAUAAAGCGUCUAUGCACACUAA
Molecule: messenger RNA, 4889 nt
Organism: Protopterus annectens (West African lungfish)
Lineage: Eukaryota; Metazoa; Chordata; Ceratodontiformes; Protopteridae
Gene: CCSER2
Product: coiled-coil serine rich protein 2
Exons: 10
Coding region: 387-3293 (968 amino acids)
Biological process (GO): microtubule bundle formation
Cellular component (GO): microtubule cytoskeleton
Molecular function (GO): microtubule binding
Source: RefSeq, a predicted model, not a curated record